Messenger RNA from Aureobasidium musti, 1278 nucleotides. The record is from the annotation of a GenBank genome assembly. NCBI's taxonomy places the organism in Eukaryota, Fungi, Ascomycota, Dothideomycetes, Dothideales, Saccotheciaceae.
AUGGACGAGUUCGCACAAACAGGAGCACAACAAGAUGAUCUCUUUGAUGAUAUUCAGUACGAUCACUCAAUGCAGACUCGUGGGGAUGAUUUAUUCAGCGACGAGAUCCAACCCAUAAACCAGGAGGCUUCUCAUACUACCGNNAGCCAGAGAAGCAAGAGGAACCAAACAAGCAACCAGNAGACACAUGAACCAGCUGCGACUGUUGAGUCGGUACCAGAAACAUCGACGGCUCCUACAGAAUCAACUCCAGCACCUACAACUUCGGCACCAGCUCGCGGCGGACGUGACAGUACUAGAGGAAGAGGCAGGGGCAGGGGCAGGGGUCGCAACCACCAAGAUCGCAGCAAUCAGGAUCGCAGUAAUCAGGACCCUUCCAACUCGACUCGCAACGCCAACGAGCCUCGUCGCAACAACAAUGACUCUCGUCGCAACAACCAGGAGCGUAACAAGAAGGAGCCGCAGCCAAAAGAUGCACCAACCGUACAGCAAGAACAACAACAGCAACAACCAUCAUUAAAUACUACUGCCGAGCCCUCAAAGCCAGCUACCAAUGCCGUACGAGGUGACCGUACCGCUACAGGAGGUCUUCGUAAGCCCAAACUUAGUGAACAAGAGCUAGCCGAGAAGAUGUCAAGAAUAUCACUCAAGAACGAAAAACUCGCUGCUGCUCACGCACGAGCUGAGNCAGAUGCCGCCGACUUUGCUGAACGCGAGGAAGUUGCAGCAAAGCGUCGACAAGAAGAACGAAGAGAGAGGCAGCAAAUGAUGGGCGAAAGAGAAAAGAACAGGUUGCGCAAACUCAAGGCCGUGGGUGGCAGAGAAUGGGAUGCCGAGAAGCCUGACGAUGCAGACGCCUUCGGAGGUCCCAGACAAGCUGGUGGUAGAGGACGUGGCGCAUACGGAGGCGUCGCUGGUCAACGGAAUCAAGAUGGCUCUCGUGAGGGCUUCGGCGGCGAUAGAGAAGAUUACACAGAUGGACGCGAGUAUAUGUACCGCGAGGAUCGUGGUAGAGGUAGAGGUCGUGGAAGAGGAAGUCGUGGCGGUGGCGCUGGUAGAGGUGGACGUGGUCCUCAGCAAGAGAAGCCAGCCUCUCAAUCUGUCCCCAAGCCAACAGACUUCCCAGAUCUAUCAGGCUCGGCUUCAGCUCCCAAGUUCGAUAAUGCCCCGCCACCGACCAUGGCAUUCCCGACGAAGGCAAAGGUUGAAAAGCUCGACAUCGAUGAUCAAAUCACUCCCGGAACGGAGAAAAAGUCUUGGGCUGAUAUGAUGGAGUAA